Messenger RNA from Clupea harengus (Atlantic herring), 4378 nucleotides. RefSeq names its product lamin B2 (gene lmnb2). Gene Ontology annotation, molecular function: structural constituent of cytoskeleton. Gene Ontology annotation, cellular component: nuclear envelope; nuclear lamina. The record is from RefSeq and is a predicted model, not a curated record. NCBI's taxonomy places the organism in Eukaryota, Metazoa, Chordata, Actinopteri, Clupeiformes, Clupeidae. Gene Ontology annotation, biological process: heterochromatin formation; nuclear pore localization; nuclear migration.
AUUUUGGGGUCUUUCAAAGUUAGCUUGUUAGCUGGUCAGGAACAUUUUACGUUAGAUAGCUACAUGCAAAAGAACCAGGCAGUGGUUUCAUUCAUAGACUUUGCAGUCUUACAGAUGUUUAAAAACGACGUGUAGUCUUACGCGCCUCACGUCUAAUUUUCUGUAAAUACAGUUACAGGUUUCAGGAAAGUUUGGACGACUUUGAAGCGGGGUUGAAGUUUCUUGGCGGUGAAGAAAAUUGAUAUGGCGACUGCAACUCCUAGCCGCGCUGCCGCGGAAUCUAGCCGGGCGGCCGCAAAAACCCCGCUGUCUCCGACGCGGAUUUCGCGCUUGCAAGAGAAACAAGAGUUGUCACAUUUGAAUGAUAGACUCGCCGUUUACAUUGAUCGUGUUCGGUCAUUGGAAUUGGAAAAUGACCGUCUUAUGGUGAAGGUGUCCGAGAAGGAGGAGGUUACUACACGAGAGGUUUCAGGGAUUAAGGCUCUAUAUGAGGCGGAGCUUGCAGAUGCUAGGCGUGUCCUCGAUGAGACAGCACGGGAGAGGGCCAGACUACAGAUUGACCUCGGGAAGGCAAAUGCAGAGCUGGAUGAGGUCAACAGGAACUUUAAGAAGAAGGAUGGAGACCUUCUUUUGGCCCAGGCCAGGAAUAAGGAACUGGAGGGGCAGUUCAACAAGAGUGAGGCUGCUCUCAACACUGCGAUGAGUGAGAACAGUGCCCUCUCUGCAGAGCUUGCAGAUUUGAAAGCUCAGCUCGCCAAGGCUGAGGAUGCUCAUGCAGUGGCUAAGAAGCAGCUGGAGGGUGAGACCCUGAUGCGUGUUGACCUGGAGAAUCGCUGCCAGAGCCUCACAGAGGAUCUGCAGUUCAGGAAAAGCAUGUUUGAGGAGGAGGUGCGGGAGACCCGUAGUCGCCGUGAGAGGCGCAUGGUGGAGGUGGACAGCGGAGUUCAGCCGGACUACGAGUCCAAGCUGGCCCAGGCUCUCCAGGACCUGCGCAGGCAGUAUGAGGAGCAAUUGCAGAUCUACAAAGAACAACUUGAGCUAACUUUCCACGCUAAGCUGGAUAAUGCAAAGGUUUCAUCUGACAUGAAUGACAAGGCCAUGUGUUCAGCCAGAGAAGAGUCCCAGGAGGCUCGUCUGCGUAUUGAGAGCCUUUCCUACCAACUGUCUGCCCUGCAGAAGCAGGCUGCAGCUGCAGAGGAAAGGGUUCGUGAGCUGGAGGACAUGCUGUCCAGCGACCGAGACAAGCACCGUCGACAGAUGGACGCCAAGGAGCGCGAGAUGGCAGAGAUGCGGGACUGCAUGCAGCAGCAGCUCAAUGAGUACCAGGAACUGCUGGAUGUCAAGCUGGCUUUGGAUAUGGAGAUCAACGCCUACCGCAAGCUUCUGGAAGGCGAGGAGGAUCGACUCCAGCUGUCCCCCAGUCCAUCCGCCAAGGUCACCGUCUCCCGCGCGACAGGCAGCAGCAGUUCCUCCCGCACCACGCGCUCAAAAAGGAAGCGUGUGGAGAUUGAGGAGUCUGUGGUCGUCAGUGCCCCCAAAAUCCACAUCAACCAGGAGGCCGAGGCCACUGGCAGUGUCACAAUUGAAGAAAUUGAUUUGGAAGGAAAGUCUGUCACCCUAAAGAAUAAUUCUGAUGAGGAUCAGUCCCUUGGUAGCUGGAGGCUGAAGAGGCAAAUUGGUGAAGAGGAAGAAAUUGCUUACAAGUUCAGCCCCAAGUAUGUCCUCAAGGCUGGCCAAACUGUUACGGUUUGGAGUGCUGAUGCAGGGGUGGCACACAGCCCGCCUGGCAACCUCCUGUGGAAGGGGCAGAGUUGGGGCACUGGAGAAGACAUUCUCACCAUCCUAGUCAAUUCAGAUGGAGAGGAUGUUGCAAAGAGGACAGUCACAAAAACCAUGGAGGAGGUGGAGAAUGGAGAUGAAGAAAAUGGUGACUUUGAGGAAGAGGAUCUUUUGUACCAGCAGGGAGACCCAAAGAAACGGGAAUGUGCCGUCAUGUGAAGAGUAUGGAGACCUCAGCCCAGUUUUUCUCUUACAAUCCUUUUAUUCUGUAGAGCCACUAUUUUUGUAUACUUCAAUCCUAGGUUCUUGAUUAAUCCCAAAUACCCAUUUGACUUGAGUUAUUUCUUCUCAUGUGUAAACGGACCUCAUUUCCAGGUUAUCUUGAACUAUAUCAGCCACUGCAUCUAUAGGUCUCUGUAAGUCGGUGAAAAUGGGAACCCCUUCUGUGUACUUCAGUACUUUUUCUUAAGCAGCAAUUCAUAUUUUAAGUAUGAAUUAUAGGAAUCAGCCACUUCCAAUCGUCAAAGGUCCUUGUAUUAGUGUGCAUCACUGCUGAGAUAUUCUCACACGGCCCCCAGUCCUUAAAGAUCAGAGUUUUCUUACAUCCCAGUUUGUAGUGAAUGACUGCCAGUGCUAAUGAUUCUGUAACAAAGAAUCUUCAACUUCAAUCAAUAGAAAAACAGUCAAAAGUAGCUCAGAAGCUCAAUGAAAACCAUUGUAUAACUUGCUGAAAUUGUUGAUUCUAAUCAAUGGUUAUGCAAAUCGUGAACAACCUAGAGGUAUUUUGUGUCUUUUAUAUGGCUUGGAGAGCAACUUGACCUCUAUCAUGUAUUGUACAGUAGAUCGUAACUGACAGCUGAUGCAUUGCUUUUUCUUUUUAUAUAUUGGCUUCGCUGAUCAGAUGAACGGGGUGGAAAUGUGAUGAAAUUGGUACUCUAAAAUUGAUGAAUUGGUCAAACAUUUCUUAAGAUAUUAAGAUAUUUGAAUACUAAACCCUAGACCCUUUACCAUAGGUAUAGAGUUUCUGUACCCUGUCUCACACAAGUAAAUUGCUAGUCAGUACUGAUUUACUUAGCUUUUUUUAAAUCAAAUGAAUCUUAAGUGCUAUAGCAGUUGUAUUGUUUGGUUAGUGGGGAGUUUGUUGACCGUUACACCAAAGAAAAGUUGGUAAAGAAGCAAGUGUGUACUUGAGAUGCCGAUUUGUGUGGAUCAGAAAUAUUUUCAAACAUAGAGUUGAAGAUUUGCCUUAAAAGUUAUUUUAAUUUUCUGCAAACGUCAGUUGUAAAGCACGUGUUUGAUGGUGAGGGUUAAAAAGUUGUGAGACAUGCAGGGGUACAAUUUCAGGGUGUACUUUGGCUUACUUGAAAAUAAAUGGCUCUUAAGCCUGUGAUCAGAGUUUCCACCCAGUUAGCAUCUGAUGCUGUUAUCAUCAGUAAUAAUAGUAACUAAUCAUGUGUAUGUUUUAAAAUUCGAAAAUGGUUUCUCAGAUAAGUAUGCACAAAAUAUGUGUUGUUAAAAUUUGAUGUCUGCAAGCACAAUGCCACCCUCUCCCUAUAUGCCUUCAUUGGGCACUUGUAAUGUUUGUACUUGCAUCAGAUAUCUGAGAAAUUUAGUUGUUUUUAAAAAAGGCAGCUUGAAUUUAUAAUGGAGUUUAUAGCAGUGUAUUACAUUUAUUUGAAAACAUUUGGUCCAUGCCAGUUGAAGAUGCUGUAUUGCUGCUAAAUUGGGUACGGAAUUGAAAAGGAGCAAGUACAGCAUAGUUGUUCAUAAGGUGCGUAGGGGUCUGUGACAUCAUAAGGUGCGUAGGGGUCUGUGACAUCAUAAGGUGCGUAGGGGUCUGUGACAUUUGAUUUGAAAAUGAUUGAUGCAACUCCUCUGGAAGGCUAAUGGGAUACAUUUGCCAUUUUUGUUUUGUCAUUGAGGUCUGGGAAACGAAAUUUUCAAUGCUUAUGUUUGCAGUGCUUUGCCAUGUUUUUAAAAUGUGGUUAUUUUACUCAUUGUUUACAUGUCUAUCUUUUUUUAAAGUUCUCUAAUGAUGGUAAAGUAACUUACAACAACAAUUAAAUUAUUUUCAAAUGAGUGCCUUCAAAGUAAGGCAUAUUUUAAACUUGAGAUCUAUUGCCAGCAUGUAUUUGCUUCUUGAGUGCGUCACACUUGUGAAUUAGUGAUUCUGGACCAACUACAGUUCUGAUUUAGGUAUCAAGUAGUCAUGCACUGUCCUCAGCUGAUGUUCUUCAGGUUUGAAUAAUGUGACUGACAAAUGUGACUCAGAAAGCUUACAAAAAAUACUUUUAAUGAGGAAAAAUAAUGUUUUAAACAGAGCAUAUUUUAAGAGUUAUUUUUUCUUAAUUACUCGAUGUGGUAAUUGGUGCACUCUUGAAGUGCAAUAAUGUGAUUUAGAGGCUAUCUAGUUUUGAGCCAUAUUUAAAUUUAUACAGAUAGGUAUGUUGCGUAGAUUCAGAGGGGGCUUUAUCAUCGUAAGAGAACUUGUAUGGGUCGACUAUAGGGAGGGCGCAUGCCAAAAGUGUGUUUCUUAAUUGAUUUAUUACUUUCAUUUGAAAUUUUUUGUAUUUACAAUACAAUAAAUGUUUUCCAUAAA